UACCUCGUAUAUAAUAAUAUAUAUUAGUUCACACAUAGUGAGAGAAACAUAGUCGACCUCUCUCUCUCUCCCUCUCUCUCUCUAGCCAUGGCUGCUUCCUCUGUUUCCCUCUCCCAAGCCUUCCUCUCUGGGUCGACAACUCAACAACACUCUGAUCGUCUUGUCGUCCCUGGCUUCAAGCUCACCUCAUUACCAACCACCCAAACCCGCCUCCUCAGGCCUUCUCUUUCACGCGCCUUCACACCCGCGAACAACCGCUUCGGAUCACGCGCCGCCACUGUCAGGUCGGAGCUACAAACUCUAGGUAAUAAGAACGACACCGCAUUCGCAUUGGUCGAUAAAUCCGUCAACACGAUCCGAUUCCUCGCGGUCGAUGCGGUGGAGAAAGCGAAUUCGGGUCACCCUGGUCUGCCCAUGGGUUUUGCUCCGGUGGGCCACGUGUUGUACGAUGAGGCGAUGAGGUACAACCCCAAAAACCCUUAUUGGUUCAAUCGCGAUCGCUUCGUGCUCUCUGCUGGACACGGUUGUAUGUUGCAGUAUGCUCUUCUACACCUCGCUGGCUACGACAGUGUCAAGGAAGAAGACUUGAAAUCUUUUCGUCAAUGGGGAAGCAAAACACCUGGUCACCCCGAGAAUUUUGAGACACCAGGUGUUGAAGUCACGACUGGACCCCUUGGUCAGGGCAUUGCUAAUGCUGUUGGUCUGGCCAUGGCGGAGAAGCAUUUGGCUGCUCGAUUCAACAAACCCGACAAUGAGAUUGUUGAUCACUACACGUACGUAAUAAUCGGGGAUGGUUGUCAAAUGGAAGGAAUUGCAAAUGAAGCUUGUUCCCUUGCUGGACACUGGGGACUCGGCAAGCUGAUUGCAUUCUAUGAUGACAAUCACAUUUCCAUUGAUGGAGACACAGAAAUUGCAUUUACCGAGAAUGUUGAGAAGCGCUUUGAGGGAUUUGGGUGGCAUGUCAUAUGGGUGAAAAAUGGAAACACUGGAUAUGAUGACAUUCGUGCUGCCAUCAAAGAAGCUAAGACUGUCAAAGACAGACCUACUUUAAUCAAGGUAACAACUACCAUUGGCUAUGGGUCCCCAAACAAGGCAAACACGUACAGUGUGCAUGGAAGCGCUUUGGGUGCUAAAGAGGUGGAUGCCACGAGGAGUAAUCUUGGGUGGCCAUAUGAGCCAUUCCAUGUGCCCGAGGAUGUUAAGAAGCAUUGGAGUCGCCAUGUCCCUGAUGGAGCUGCUCUUGAAGCUGAAUGGAAUGCCAAGUUUGCGGAGUAUGAGAAGAAGUACAAAGAAGAAGCAACAGAGUUAAAGUCUCUUAUUAACGGUGAAUUGCCUGCUGGUUGGGAAAAGGCACUUCCGACUUAUACACCAGAUAGUCCUGCUGAUGCCACCCGGAAUCUGUCCCAGCAGUGCCUUAAUGCCCUUGCAAAAGUUCUUCCUGGGCUCCUUGGUGGCAGUGCAGAUCUUGCUUCUUCCAACAUGACAUUACUAAAAAUGUUCGGUGACUUCCAAAAGCACACCCCUGAGGAACGUAACGUUCGAUUUGGUGUUAGGGAGCACGGUAUGGGUGCCAUUUGCAACGGCAUUGCUCUCCAUUGCCCUGGACUCAUCCCCUACUGUGCAACUUUCUUCGUCUUCACUGACUACAUGAGAGCAGCCAUGAGGAUCUCUGCCUUGUGUGAAGCCGGAGUUAUUUACGUGAUGACUCACGAUUCAAUUGGGUUGGGAGAGGAUGGACCGACCCAUCAACCCAUAGAGCACUUGUCAAGCUUCCGGGCCAUGCCAAAUAUUUUAAUGCUCCGCCCAGCUGAUGGCAAUGAGACUGCUGGUGCGUACAAGGUUGCGGUUCUUAACAGAAAGAGACCCUCUGUUCUUGCUCUCUCCCGGCAAAAGCUUCCCAAUCUUCCGGGAACAUCAAUUGAAGGAGUAGAGAAAGGCGGGUAUAUCAUUUCAGACAAUUCUGUGGCUAAUAAGCCAGAUGUUAUUUUGGUUGGAACCGGUUCAGAGUUAGAAAUUGCUGCCAAAGCGGGAGAUGAGCUCAGGAAGAGUGGAAAGACCGUUCGUGUUGUGUCGUUGGUUUGUUGGGAGUUAUUUGAUGAACAAUCUGAUGCAUACAAGGAAAGUGUUUUUCCAGCUGAUGUUUCUGUUAGGGUCAGUAUCGAGGCUGGAUCGACAUUUGGGUGGGCGAGGAUUGUUGGAAGCGAGGGCAAGGCAAUUGGGAUCGACCGCUUUGGAGCUAGUGCCCCGGCAGGAAAGAUAUACAAGGAGUUUGGAAUUACUGCGGAGGCUGUGAUUGAAGCUGCCAAAACAUUAUGUUAGGCGUGUGUGAGUUUUUUACAUAUUGAAUUCGAUGGAAUUAUGGGAAUGGCUUUGCUCUCUGAAAAUCUGAGUUGUCAGUGCAGGAAAAACCGGGGAAGACAGGUUUGAGUGCAUAAAAAGGUAAAACGCCACUGGGAUUAAUAAGAAUGAGACUUGAAUUAACAAGAAUGAGAAAUCGAGUUUUUCUCCUUCUCCUUUUCCUGUUUCUACUUAUUUUUCAGUCUGAUAUGUUUUUUUCUCAAUGGAGUUCUGGAGAUUAUUAGUGGAAUUAAAGGUCUUCAAGACUCCCAUUGGAUGUAACUUGGAUUUUGCAAUGUUUUGAAAAGACUGUUCAUGAGAAGUUUCCAACAUAUAUUUUUGGGGGUCUUUAGUAUUUGUUCUGAUUCUGUGCUUUCUAUUUCAGAACUUUCCAUCAGAUGUGAGGGAUAGGUCGAACAGAUGGUUGUGGAACAAAAAUUCUUUGAUUUAAUCUGAAUUUAGAGGGGAUGUGAAGCACUAAAAGUGCAUUGAAAAA
Molecule: messenger RNA, 2833 nt
Organism: Camellia sinensis
Lineage: Eukaryota; Viridiplantae; Streptophyta; Magnoliopsida; Ericales; Theaceae
Product: transketolase, chloroplastic
Biological process (GO): pentose-phosphate shunt
Cellular component (GO): cytosol
Molecular function (GO): transketolase activity
Source: RefSeq, a predicted model, not a curated record